Grosmannia clavigera kw1407 is the source of this 11679-nucleotide messenger RNA. Its product is annotated as phosphotidylinositol kinase. The record is from RefSeq and is a predicted model, not a curated record. The transcript has 9 exons. The coding region runs from base 1 to 11679 and encodes 3892 amino acids. Gene Ontology annotation, biological process: DNA repair; ubiquitin-dependent protein catabolic process. Lineage: Eukaryota; Fungi; Ascomycota; Sordariomycetes; Ophiostomatales; Ophiostomataceae. Gene Ontology annotation, molecular function: ubiquitin protein ligase binding; protein serine/threonine kinase activity.
AUGCCGCCAACGCGGGCGAGAACCGCUGUUGCGGGAGACGCCAGUGCAGAGAGUAUCCGUGCUUCUAUCGCCAGUGGAAACUCGACUGAGCGGUCUAAAGCUCUGCAAGACCAGACACAGCUGACCAGGAGCAGGCUGUCCCUGGACGCGAAGGCGUAUCAUAACCUAAUAGAAGCCCUGUUCCAGUGUUCUGUCACAGAAAAAAAGACCUAUCUGAGUGGCAAGAGAACUACUAAGACUACCGCUGAGGCAAGGCUUGCGGCAAGUGCAGAAGCAUUACGGCUAGCCGUAAACUAUGGUGCUUCCAGGUUGAAACGCAAGGUGGCGAGGGCGAUCGUGGACCACAUUACGGAAACACUCCCUGGACGAGAUCUAGAAUAUGUCGAGCCUCUUCUUCAAGACUACACCAAGGCUCUAGUAGCGCUACUUAGCCACCCCUCCAAUGUCGAGCAGCUUGGUGCUUUUGAUGGCGAAGGCUGGCUGGUCUGCGCCGAUUUUUUUGCCGAGGCUGUAGACCGUUUUGCAGAAGUUCCGGAUCGCGACACGUUGGCCUUCGGUACAUUUUCUCGAGCGUCUCCGGCACCAGGCACUUUACCAAACUCCAACUUCUCAGGAAGGUCGGGGUCUAUACCCAAACAGCGAACUUCCUCUCAGACAUCAAGCAAGAUUUUGGAGACGCUCAUGCAAGGACUUCUUUACCUGGUUUCAGCUCCGAAUGCACCUCUUAAGUUGAGGGCAUCUCAACUGUCACAGGCUGCUAUUCGAGUGUUGCAACUGCAAUACCUGGGCAUCGGCCAUCUGCAGCAAGCAGCUUUUGCAACCAUCAGGUGCAUCGUCCAAAGCGUGAGAGGAGAUGACAUCUGCUUGGUAGAAGGCAUUGCGCGAGAAGUCGUGCCACUGAUUGGCCAUUGGUGGCAUCCUCGCUCAUCAGCUAGCCAGAGCGAGUCUGUCAACUCCAUGCGAGAGGAGAUACUUCGAACGCUGUUUGCGCUUCAGCUCCAUAUAAGCGCUCUUGCCCUGCAUUCCCCACAUUGUGGGAUUUUGGAGAAUAUUAAGGAUGUCCUCGACUCGUUGUGGAUGGAGUAUUCGAAAAGAGAUGACCGGACGAGAUUGCAAGCAUCGGACAUUUCGUUUUCAUUCAUCCCUACCAGCUACUUCAGUGCGCGCAUCUUCGGUCUCUCUACGCAUGAUGCGAUGUCUGAGCGUCGAUGGGCGGCUAUAGAGGUCAUGGCCCACCUCGAGUCAAUAUACAUGUCCAAUGCAAAAAAACUCGACAGUCCCGAUGAAGCAGACAGAGAUGAGCACCCGCGCAAGAGGAGACGUGUCGGCGAACGGCCAGACAGAAUAAGAGACAACCUGAGCUCUUCUGAUUUAGGACUAAAGCUGACGGCACUUCAGAUAAUACCCUUCUUUCUGCAGGCAGCGAGCCCCAUCCCGGUCGAUGCUACAUCCGAUCUUCUCUCUCAUCUCAGCCAAUCCAUUAGUGACAAGCAGGUUCUGAUAAGUGCAAAAGACAGCUCUCUCUCUGAGACAUGGAUGCAGAUCUGGCAGAUUGCCGCUCGGUCCGUUAGCCUACCUGGCACGAGCCGUGCUGCCUGUGCGCUGCUUCAUACCAUCCUGGAAGCAGAGCUGAUUCCGCACCAUGUGAUUGGAGACGAUAUAAACAGCCUCGUUACCGUGGCCGAAGUCAGUGGCCCGGCGGUUCUUUGCGACUCGUCUCUCAUAUUGAUGCUCCACUUGCUUCAUCUUCGAAACACUAUUUUACCAAGUGCCAGCGAAGUCACUUCAAAUCAAAUCAUCCGCUGGGCAUUUUCAAGAUGGAAACCAGGUGACUCGAACUUUGCUUCUUCGUACUCGGCCCAUGCACCAUCGUUUGAUUUAGUGAAUCUUUUCAUGGCAUGCUUAGGUGCUCAGAGCUUAGGAUUUCCAUGUCCUGUGGAGCCUUAUGGAGGGUCUAUAAGCCAAUCUUGGAAAGAUCAGGCCGAGGCGGACGAGAUGAUGCGGUAUCUUCUGUUGCUGCCAGACAUAGAGUCUUUGCAGGACUCUGCGAGCUCCAACUCUGCCAAAAAGACCGUUCUGGAGCUUCUCCAGCCGGUGACUGAUGAGAUCAUGUCGAUGACGGACACCUGGACACGACGGGGGAGCGAUAAUGCAGCUCAGAUUUCGAUUCCACGAAUGCAGAGUCUGGCGGCGUUCUGCAUAAUAUGCAGCAUUCUCACGCCACAGCUCGAUCCUGUCAAUUCGAGUCUUGCGAGGGAUCUGGAGCCGACUUUGCUGAAGCUUAUUGACGUCAUUUUAAAAACACUUCAUGAAGUGGGCCAGAGCAAAGCACUCUUUGAGGUAUGGCUUUUUGAAGUCGCUUUUUAUCUGCCCAGUAUAACGGUGUCAGAAAGUGAGCGGUUUGGAAAGGAGCAUCCAGUCUUGCUGAAACUUUUCGCCAAAUUGUCCCAAGCUCUUCGCGUGGAGAGCACCAAGCAGAGUUCUGUUCCCGAUGGAGAUUUGAUGGAGCUGGACGACGAGUUUGACACAGCAGUCAGCCAAGGAGACGUCACUUCGAAAACAACGAUCAUACCGAGACAAACAUUGUGUCUCGACAUAAUCCCGGCGUCCUUCUAUCUCAAUGUGACCCAAAGACUUGAGCUACUAUGGCACUGUCACAAAGAUGGGAACGACACGGGCGUGCUGCCAGAAGCCUUUGUAGACCAGUUUCUGGAGCUGUCCAACGAGGACCUGCUGCUAUGCCACAGCUUUGCAAAGGAGCUGUUUCGAUCGGACUUGGUUGUGACUCCAGAAGAUUCGCUCAGGGUUGUCGAAGUCGUCGGAGACGUGAUUGGGCUAGGAGAGUACUCAUGCUGCGAGGCGGCACUCAGUAUGUGCAUCGACAUGAUGCAGAGCUUCAUUUGCACAUGGCCGGAUGAGAAGCUGGAGGUGUCGGCCAGAAUUGGAGAUCUCUAUUCGUAUCUGGUGCAGCAGUCACUGCCGAAAAACUCGCUGUCGGCCAACGCGCAGAUCAAUCUGUCCGGACUCUUGUACCGGUUGCUGGAAAUCAACUCGUCUUAUGGAGGGGACCUUGGUUUGGCGUCGUGCCGGUCAACGCUGCUGUCGAUUCUCCAGAACGGCAGCAUGGCGGUCAAGUAUUUUGUGGGCAUGAACAUACCGAAAGUCUUUGGCUUGUACGUGUUGAAAGUACACGAUGACCUUUUUGUGGACAUUCUGGAAAUUUUGCCGUCCGAUGCGGGCUGGCCUGAAGGCAUUGCCUUCCGGCUUCUCGCGCUGGCAAAGCUGGCGUGCACGUGGCCAACGCUACUUCGACGGUGCAUCUACCACAUCUUUGAGACACCAGGCCGGCUGAGGCAAUGCGCCAAGUUUGCGAGCCGCUGUUUGGCACAAGUAUCGAAUGCACUGGCACUGGCAUCGUCGAGAGAUCUGUUUCAGCUCUUUGCGCCGCAGCUACUCUACACCUGGCUGGAACACGACCCGAUCGACGAGAUCCCGUACGAGAUAUUCUCAUUCAGCAGUCUUGACGGGCUGAUCGACCAGGCGCAGACGGAGGCAACAGCUCUGAUGUUGAUGCGCGGCCAGGACAUGGCUGCAUCGCAUAUUGCGCAGCGGCUCGGGCUAGAGCUACCGAGUCUAGUGGAACAGAACUUUGCGGAGGUCAUGGCUUACAGCGUUGCCCACGACAUAGCGAUGGCGACAGAUAGGGAGAAAUCGAAGGCUGCAGGCGAGAGUCGGCUGCGCAAACUGCUGGGAAAGGAUCGGUUCCUCGAUGCUGUGUACUACAAUAUGGCAGAUAUUGUUGGGAUCCUGUUCAAUCUCAUUGACCAGGAGGACCCGAUCGAGAAGUAUUUCAGCAAAGACGACUCCCUGCAAUAUGCGGCCGACAUCAUGGCGGAAAUCAAAGGGUUUGGACACUCUCCGGUGGUGCUGCCUCCCAACCAGCAGCCAAUGUUCAGGGGAAAGUUUCUGGCGAGGGAGCUUGCGCACCUGUGCAGCCGGACAGAGUACGACCUCAGCACGCUGUGGACACCUGCCUUGGUGGUCUCUGUGGCGAGACGGCUCAUGAAUACGAUUCGGCCGGCGUUGGGGUCUCUGCACGCGUGUUCUGUGAUCCGAAAGGUGCGGGUGCUGAUAUGUCUGGCUGGGGAACAGGCAACCAGCUCGUACCCGUUGGAGAUGUUGCUGCACGCGAUCCGACCGUAUCUACAGGACGCUGAGUGUGCGGACGAUACGCUCGGGAUGACGCGGUACCUUUUAGUCCGAGGCACAGGACACCUCACGCAAUUUCCGUCUUUUUACGCAGGGUACUCGCUGUCGAUGCUGGCGUCUCUGCGGAUGUUCCUGGAGUCGAGCCAGGCCAGCACGACACAGGAGAAUCAGUUCAAGGCGACGAUGGGCAAGGCACAGCACUUUCACACGUGGUUCACGAAGCAGCUGCUCGAGUACGACUCGCACGCGUUUAAGGACGAUGCACAGCGGACGGCAUUCCGGUCGAUCACACAGUCGGCAACCAAGAUCCGAGCAUCGGGAAACGCGGAGAAGGGGACGCCGGAGAGCACACUUCUACUGGAGAUGCUGAAGGACGGCGCGCGGCAGAACAGGCUACUGAACGAGUCGGCACGGGAUCUGGUGCUGGGAAUGCUCUGUGGUGACUUCCAGGUGCCGCCAUGGGGACGUUCGGACAUCAUAGAGACGGACCAGGACGCGCUGGAGCACGAGGCAGAGGUAUGGAAGAGCUGUGGCGCACAGGCCCUGAGUGAGGGCUACCUGGUAUGGGCUGGACGGGUGGUGGGACGGUCGUUUGCAGCAUCGGGGACGGUGCCGGAAGAGCUGGUGCGGGAGCUGCACAUAUCACAGGACCGGCAAGCGGCAUCGGCAAGCGGCAGCUCGGAGCAGGGUCUACUACAUCUGCUGGAGACGCUGACGGUGAACCGCGAGUCGGUGACGGCAGGACUAGCCGAGUCGGGGCUGCGGACGAUCGUGUCACAGGCGACGAACGAGGGAGACAGCAGUCUACUGCUAGCGUGCCAGGCAAGCUUGCCGGAGCCGCUGUUUGUGUCGUCGGCAUGGGGCCUGUAUCGAACACCGCCGUCGGACUUUGAUCGGGUGGCACAGAAGCGACAGGUGAAGCAGACGAAAGGAGAAAGGUCGACGGGUGCUGGAGUGGACGUGUUCGCGGCCAGCCAGAUUGAGGAGGCAGACUGGACGCAGAAUCUGGCGGUACACCUGACGAACAGCAUCCCAGAAGAUGUGGUGCUAGGGGUGCUAGGGCCGAUUGUCAGGCUAGAGAAGGGGUUCGCAGAGAAAUGCCUGCCGUUCAUCGUGCACCUGGUGCUGCUGUUCCAGGUGGACAAGCAGCAGACAUUGAAGCGACAGCUGUCGGAGGCGGCGACGCAGUGGCUCGGCUGCAGGUCGCGGUCAGGGCGAGAGAACGUGAAGCUGCUGCUCAGCACGAUGGUAUAUCUGCGGACACAGCCGCUGCCAGGCGAGACGUCGAUUGCGGACCGGCAGCAGUGGUUGGCGAUCGACCAGACAGUGGCAGCAGCAGCGGCAUCGCGCUGCGGGAUGUUCAAGAUCGCGCUGCUGUUUGCAGAGAUUGGGCUAUCGGAGACGUCAGAGACGUCACGGACUCGCAGCUCGGGGACGAGCACGAGCAUGACGACGACGGAGCGGCGAGAUCUGCUGCUGGGGAUCUACGAGAACAUCGACGACCCAGACGCAUACUAUGGGGUGCCGCAGAGCCCGAGUCUGGCGAGCGUGCUGGCACGGCUGGAAUAUGAAAAGGACGGAGCGAAAGCACUGGCGUUUCGAGGAGCCCAGUACGACAGCCACCUGCGACGGGGCGACAUGGGGGCGCUGGCAGACAGCCGGGCGCUGGUGCAAGCACUGAGCAACAACGGGCAGUCGGGACUGUCACAAGCACUGCAGCAGGCACAACAGGACGCGGGUGGCGGGACGACACAGACGUCACAAGACAGCACGUUCACGACAGCACGACGGCUGGGGGUGUGGAAUCUGCCGGUGGCGGCAACGAGCAGCAACGGGUCGGUGACGAUGUACCGGGCCUUCCAGCAGCUGCACCAGACGACAUCGGCAGUAACAGCACAGCAGGCAGUUUGGGCGGGCUUGGGCCGGACGAUGCGACAGGUGGUGAGUCGUAGCGCGACGGUGGCGGCCCUACGACGACAGCUGGGGGCACUGGCGGCACUGACAGAGCUGGACGACGUGCUGAGGGUGCGGGGAGCAGACGAGCUGUCGGCAGUACUGGCCAAGUUCGAGGAGCACAGCGGAUGGAUGAAGAGCCGGCAGUACGACGAUGUCAGCCAGCUGCUGUCAUAUCGCGAGACGACGCUGAGCACGAUCGGACAGGCAGACUACCUGCGACGACAGAUGCAAGUGUCGGGGGCAGAAGCGCGUGUGGCCGAGGUCAAGGGUCUGCUGCUGUCGUCGCGAAUGUACCGAUUCCACCACGCGAUGCAGGAGUCGCUCAACGUGACGACAGCGCUGACAGACCUGAUUGAGCCGAGCGCAGCCAUGGGGCUGCAGGUGGAGGCAGCCGUCAAGAUGGAGACGGCCAGCUCGCUGUGGGAGCAGGGCGAGCUGAUGGCGUCGAUCGGAAUCCUGCAGAGCGUGGAGGUGCAGCAGCAGACGGUAGAGGUGAGUCGGGCAGAGCUGCUGUCGCAGAUCGGACAGGCCGUCUCAGCCGCACGACUAGAAGGCGCAGACGCGAUCCAGAAACGGUACCUAGAACCAGCACUGGCCGAGCUGCAGGGCGGACGAACGGGCGCCGAAGCCGGACGGGUGUUUCACCAGUUUGCGACGUUCUGCGACGAGCAGCUGCAGAGCGCAGACGGACGGGAAGAUCUGGCACGGCUGCAAAAGCUGCGACAGGGAAAGCGAAGCGAGGUCGAGCAGCUGGAAGCACUGGUGGCCGGGGCACGGGACACGGCGACGCGCCAACGAUACAACAGCCACCUGGGAAAGGCACGACAGUGGCUGGCGCUAGACGAACAGGAGCUACAGCGAGUGGAACGGACGCGGGAAGAGUUUGUGCGGCUCAGCGUGGAGAACUACCUGCUGGGGCUGCAGGCGUCGGACGAGCAUAACAACGACGCACUGCGCUUCACGGCCCUAUGGCUGGAGCGAGCCGGCGAGACGGGAACGAAUGAGGCGGUGCGCCGACAGCUGGAAGCAGUGCCAUCACGAAAGUUUGCACCCUUGAUGAACCAGCUGACCUCACGGCUGCAAGAAGGAGGGGGAGCCUUCCAGAAGCUGCUGAUCGGACUGGUCUUCCGCAUCUGCAGGGAGCACCCGUACCAUGGCAUGUACCAGAUCUGGUCGGGCGUGCGGACACGGCCAAACGCCAAGGAUGCCGUGGCAGUGCGACGACAGAAAGCGACAGAGCGAGUGGCUCGCGAGCUGGCACAUACAACCGCCGUGGCAGCCAUCUGGCAGGCCAUCGACAAGACGAGCAAGUGCUACCACACGCUGGCGGUCGAGCGUGACGGCCGCUACAAGGCGGGACAGAGGGUGGCACUGCGUGAUUCGGCCGCUGGCAGCGCGCUGCUGCAAAGUCUUGCUCGCUAUGCCAUCCCGCCGCCGACAUUGACGAUUCCGCUGCGGGAAGAUCGGGACUAUGGCCCAGGUCACGUGCCCACGAUUGUGCGACUCGAGCCGACCAUGUCGGUGGCACUAGGCGUGAGCGCGCCCAAGAUCCUGACGGCUGUGGCCACCGACGGCCAGCGGUACCGCCAGCUGGUCAAGGGCGGUAAUGAUGAUUUGCGCCAGGACGCCAUCAUGGAACAGGUCUUUGCGGCCGUGUCGGGGCUGCUGCAACGCCACCGUGCAAGCCGACAGCGGCGGCUGGGCAUCCGCACAUACAAGGUGCUGCCGCUGACAGCGGCCUCAGGCCUGAUCGAGUUUGUGCCACACACUGUGCCGCUGCACGAAUACCUGAUGCCGGCUCACGAGCGUCUGCACCCACGCGACCUGCGGGGGGCCCAGUGCCGCAAGGAGAUCUCGGCCGUGCAGACGCAACCAACAAACGCUCGCGUGGCUGCGUAUCGUCGCGUUGCCAGCCGCUUCCGUCCGGUCAUGCGCUACUUCUUCCUCGAGACCUUUCCCGACCCUGACGACUGGUUUGCGCGCCGGCUGGCCUACACGCGAGCGACAGCAGCUGUGUCCAUGCUUGGUCACGUGCUCGGCCUAGGUGACCGACACGGCCACAACAUCUUGCUAGACGCCCGCACCGGCGAGGUCGUGCACAUUGAUCUGGGCGUUGCCUUUGAGAUGGGCCGCGUGCUACCGGUGCCCGAGCUGGUGCCGUUCCGGCUGACGCGCGACAUCGUCGACGGUAUGGGCAUCAGCGGGCCUGAGGGCGUCUUCCGCCGCUGCUGCGAGUUCACUCUCGACGCCAUGCGCGCCGAGACCUACUCCAUCAUGACGGUGCUGGACGUCCUCCGCUACGACCCGCUGUACUCGUGGUCCAUCUCGCCCGCCGAACGCGCGCUCGAGGUCGUGCGCAAGAAGCUGUCCAAGACGCUCAGCGUGGCCGCCACGGUCAACGAUCUGAUCAACCAGGCAACUGACGAGAGAAACCUGGCGGUGCUCUACUCUGCCUGCAAGGCCGACGCGUUGCCAAGCUUCCCUUCCCACUCCACCAGCCGUUCGUCUGUGCUCUCCGUCCGUCAUCUCGACCUCUCUGGCGACUGCAUUCCGACCGGCAAGAGCGGCAGCCGGCAUACACCUCGACGCACGACGACGCACAGCCACCGCAGGUCGGUCUCUGCUCUCUCCACUAUUCUCUCUUAUCUCGUUUCCGUCAUCCUCAUUCACCUCUUUUCAUCCUUCCCCCCCUCCAUGCAUCCGUCUUCCGGACCCGCAGACGGCCGUCUCCCUGCAUCCUCCAACUCGCUUGCACCGAACAGCAGCAGCAGCAGCAGCAGCUCCAGCGCCCGCCGCCGACAACGGGUCGACUCCAGCUCACAGCCCCAGCCAGCAGCCCUGGCUCCACCCGAGGCCAAACGUCAACGGUCGUCUGGCCGAGACAUCUUUCCGACCAUGAACGCCAAGACGCAAGGCAAGCGGCCCGAUGUGAUCGACCUGACGGAGACGCCGUCGUCACCGGCAUCCGGGCCUCUCGCGGGCUCUUCCACCGCUGCCACAAUGGUCCACACUUCCACCAACACACACGCCAAGAUGAUGCCGCCAACAGCCGUCUCGGGUUUCCAGCCGCACGCGGGCGCCAAGAAGCUCGUGAUCAAGAACCUGCGGGUGGCGUCGACCUCACGGGCCCAGGAGAUGGAGCAGUACUACCAGCGGACGUGGACGGAGAUCGAGGAAGCCGUGAAGGCCAUUUUUGCCGGCCGGCCGCCACGGCAGCCGCUGGAGCGGCUCUACCGCGGCGUCGAGGACCUCUGUCUGCACGACCAGGCACAGCGGCUGUACAUGACGCUCAAGGCACGCUGCGAAGAGCACCUCAGCAAGACAGUGCUGCCGCAGCUGCGGGCCGACACGCGCGGCGCCUCCAACGUGGACGUACUCCGGGCUGUCUACCGGCAGUGGCAGGUGUGGUGCGACAAGUCAACGCUGAUCCGGUCGACGUUCAGCUAUCUGGACCGGGCGUACGUGCUGAACGAGCGGUCGCUGCAGCCGAUCAACGACAUGCUGCUGUACCGAUUCCGCCGCAUGGCCUUUGACGGCAAGGCCACGGAGCCGCAGGUGAUGCCGCCGGGACGACAGGUGCUCGCCGGCAUGUGCGAUCUCGUGACGGAGGACCGUCUGGGCCACGCCCGGUUCGACGGCUCACUGCUGCGCGAGGCUGUCACCAUGAUGCACGUGCUCAACGUGUAUGGACGCUACUUUGAGCCGGCUUUUCUGGGCGCUGCCGAGACGUAUCUGCGCGAGUUUGCCGCCGAGCGUGACACUGCCGCUGCCGGUGACUUGACGCCUUACAUCCUGGCGGUCGAUGCGCUGCUGCGCCGCGAGGACCUGCGCUGCAAUGAAUACAGCUUUGACAGCUCGACCAAGAAGGCACUGCUGGACAUGGCGCAGCGGCUGCUGAUUGUGGAGCGGGUGCCGAUGCUGGUGAACGAGGCCAGCGUGGCGCGGCUGCUGGACGGUGGUGCGGGCGGUGGGACGGGCGACGCGACGAGCGUCAGUUCAGCCAAGGCGCUGUAUGAGCUGCUGCGGCUGCCACGGCUGCAGAAGCAGCUGCGCCGACCAUGGGAGUCGUACAUUGAGGCGGCCGGCACGGCCAUCGUGACAGACACGGCGCGGGGCGACGACAUGGUCGUGCGGCUACUGGAGCUGCGACGCGGACUGGACGUGCUGGUGCGCGAUGCUUUUGGGCGCGACGAGGACAUGGCGCACGGUCUGCGCACAGCCUUUGGUCGCUUUGUUAAUGGCCGGCCGGUGGCAGAUGCCUGGCCGUCGGGUGCGUCCAAGGUCGGCGAGCUCGUGGCCAAGCACGUGGAUUUGCUGUUGCGCGGCGGCCUCAAGGCGCUGCCGCCGGCGUUGCUGUCGACCGGACGCGACCGGGCGGCAGCUGAGCAGCGUGGCCAGUCCAGCACGGGCGAUGAGGACGCCGAGCUGGACCGGCAGCUCGAUCUCGCACUGGAGCUCUUCCGCUUCAUCCAGGGCAAGGACGUGUUCGAGGCGUUCUACAAGAAGGACCUGGCACGGCGGCUGCUGAUGGGCCGCAGCGCCAGCCAGGACGCCGAGCGUAGCAUGCUCGGCAAGCUCAAGACCGAAUGCGGCUCCAGCCUGACACACAAUCUCGAGCAGAUGUUCCGAGAUCAAGAGCUGUCACGUGACGAGAUGGCCGCAUACCAGCAGUGGCUCGACAACCAGCGAAACGACAAGGACAAGCGGCGCGACGACGAGGAUCGCCAGGCCGGUCGGCGUGAGAUCCGGACGAGCGGUGGCGUCGACCUGCACGUCAGCGUGCUCUCGUCGGCUGCGUGGCCGACGUACGGGGCGGUGCCGCUGCGGCUGCCGGCCGACGUGCUCGAGCAGGUCCAGCUCUUCGACGGCUACUACAAGGCCAAGCACACGGGCCGCCAGCUGACCUGGAUGCACGCGCUGGGGCACUGCGUCGUGCGGGCGCGAUUCGACCGCGGGCCCAAGGAGCUGCUGGUGAGCGCCUUCCAGGCCGUUGUGCUGCUGCUGUUCAAUGGAGGGGACGAGGGAGACGAUCCAGACACAACACCUCCCCCCGAAGCCCUCUCGUACGACCAGAUCGCGGCGGGCAGCGGGCUCGAGGGCGGCAACCUGGACCGGACGCUGCAGUCGCUGGCGUGUGGCAAGGUGCGCGUGCUGACAAAGCACCCACGGGGACGCGACGUGCGGCGGACAGACACGUUCUCGGUCAACCGCGGGUUCACCGACGGCAAAUACCGGAUCAAGAUCAACCAGAUCCAGCUGCGGGAGACGCGGGCGGAGAACGCGGCAACGUACGAGCGCGUGUCGGCGGACCGACAAUUUGAGACGCAGGCGGCCAUUGUGCGGAUCAUGAAGAGCCGCAAGAGCCUGCCACACGCACAACUGGUGGCCGAGGUGAUUGGGCAGACGAAGAGUCGCGGGGCGCUAGACCCGGCGGAGAUCAAGCAGAACAUUGAAAAACUCAUCGAAAAAGACUAUCUCGACCGCGAGGGCGGCAACUACGUAUAUCUCGCAUAA